This is a messenger RNA of Aspergillus ibericus CBS 121593, 963 nucleotides long. Its product is annotated as Zn(II)2Cys6 transcription factor domain-containing protein. Bases 168 to 908 code for a protein of 246 amino acids. The record is from RefSeq and is a predicted model, not a curated record. NCBI's taxonomy places the organism in Eukaryota, Fungi, Ascomycota, Eurotiomycetes, Eurotiales, Aspergillaceae. The transcript has 3 exons. Gene Ontology annotation, biological process: regulation of DNA-templated transcription. Gene Ontology annotation, molecular function: DNA-binding transcription factor activity, RNA polymerase II-specific; zinc ion binding.
GCUGUGUAGCGCGUCCCCCAUCCCGGUUUUCUCAUAGUCAGUCUUGUGAAGGCACCGUUAUACGGACUGCGAAAAGAGAAAACGAUCACCCAUUGCCGCCGCAGACUUUUGAAAAGACGGACAUCUUGGGUCUUUGAACAGUAAAUCGCAAUCGGUCGCAUCGGAAAAUGACCACUCUUCCGCAGCCCCCUCCUUCCAGUUCAGCCGAUUGUCGCAAACGAGUCUACAAAGCUUGUGACCGUUGUAGGGUCAAAAAGGCCAAGUGUUCUGGGCUCCGACCUUGCGUCCGAUGUAAAUCGGACAAUGCCAUUUGCUUUUACGGUGCGGGACAUAGGGCUUACAACAAAGCGUAUCCGACAGGAUAUGCGGAGGCCCUGGAGCAGCAGCACGAAUGGCUUGUCAAUGGUCUGCAGCAGCUAUAUCGGCGAAUCCGUGAUGGAGAAGGCUGGCCAGGGGGCCCUGCGAAGCUCGAUCGUUAUGGCCAUCCCUGCGCCAACGAACUUCUCACGCAGCUGGGUGUUCUGGACGCGACAAAAAGCGAGAAUUUUGAGGAGGACACAGGGGCGAUGCAGCAACGUCUCUGGAGAGCGAGUACCGUACAGGCCACCGUUCGCUCCGAGAGUGGCCAGAACCCCCUGGAUCAUCCAUUCUGCUUGGCAAGCCCGCUCAGCAGGCAGCCGCCCUUGCCUCCGGAUUGCAUCGCCCCGUCCAGUGUCUGGCCGUCUAGUCAGAUGUUCGCUCUUCCCGUAGACGGAGACGGGAUCUCCACGCCGAUGCCAAACCCAAUGCUGGGGAUCACGGAGAUUCGGAACACUCCAAACGCCGACUUGGGAUCUAAUUAUACCGGCGGGGUGGACCGGGGGCGCCACACUAAUGCUUCCAUGGUAUUUCUGUUCGAAUCACAAUGAUUGCGCUUAGCCUAGUUUUGCCCGGAUUGAUUGGCGCCGUAUUUCUCAAGCCACU